AUGUAUGUACUGUACUGUAUUUUCCAGACCUUUGCUCUAGCUGGUCUGGCUGCUGGAGUGACCGAGGCAGUCGUUGUGAACCCAUUCGAGGUCGUCAAGGUCCGUUUGCAAUCCGACAGGAACCCGCAUGCCCAGCGAACAAGUGCCUGGGUUGUCACUCGUCAAAUCGUGUCCGAAUCUGGCUUCGGGUUCCGGGGAUUGAACCUGGGCCUGACUGCGACUUGCCUCCGCAACGGAUCGUUCAACAUGAUCUACUUUGGCUUCUUCUACUCGGUGAAGCCAUUGUUGCCUCCAAGUGAUGACGAACGGAUUGAAGUGUGCAAGAAGUUGGCACUUGGUUUCGCUGGUGGGAUUUUUGGCAGUAUGUUUAAUCUGCCAUUUGAUGUGGCCAAGUCCAGAAUCCAACGUGGUCUGGCUCCGGACAAGUACAAGACUACUUUUGGAACAAUGGCUGUGGUGCUCAGGGAAGAAGGAUUCAGAGCUUUGUACAACGGACUCUUGCCGAAAUGCCUCAGAUUUGGACCAGGAGGUGCGAUCAUGUUGACGGUUUACGAGUACGUCUACGACUUCUUGAAACUCAAAUUCCCCGACUGAAGCGUUCCAGUUUUCAGUAUUUUUCGUGUGGAGAUGGUUUUACGAGGGACUGGUGUAACUUUAUGAGUUCUGAAGAAUUGUUCAGCAGCAUAGUGCAAUAUUGUGAUGGGAUUUUUUUUUUUUUGGGAAACAUUUGCCCGCGGCCAAUUCGUUGCGUUGUUCGAUACAUACUGACAUUUACCUUUUUGAAGCGAGAUUAACAAAGAGUUGCCUGUUCACAAAAA
Messenger RNA from Notodromas monacha, 818 nucleotides. The record is from the annotation of a GenBank genome assembly. Lineage: Eukaryota; Metazoa; Arthropoda; Ostracoda; Podocopida; Cyprididae.